AAAGAACAGACUCCUUAUAUUCAUGGCGUAUGUUGAAUAGGAGUAUGUGAACAGGGAUAACCUCGAAAAUGCUCGAAAACGAAGUAAUACGACUGAAGAGAACGAGCAACAUUAAGUAACAUAAGUGUUAGCGAGACAUUGUGAAACUUUGACAAAAUAAUCAAGUUCAUGUGCGAUAAAUAUGGAAUUUGCCAAAAAUUUUGAUAAUGAGGCGAGUGCUUCGCAAAACGAUGACAUCGAACCCGAAGGGAAAGACACGUUGCUAACUUGCUUUAUUCCCGGAUACGAUACUUUCGAUAAUUACAUUCAGGAUGCUUUUGACGCGAUGAGAACUGGAAUCAAAGCAGCUAACAAUCUACCUGUUGGAGACAAUUUCAAUUACUAUGCUUGCUUUCCAAGCUUCAACGAUGCCAGGCAUAAGGAUAUAGAGAGAAUGCUGGCUACAAUGCAAAGCAUAAUCAAGAUAGCAGGAGGUUCUACUAAUAUUCAAACUCGGAACAUGGAUGAAAAAUUUGAUCUGUUAUUAGAAACAAACGACUACAUGUUAGAUCAAGCUAAUAUAUUAAUGGAUGAAGAAAGUGGUAUUCUACGAAAUCCCCAAGUAGAAUUGGUCGUAUCGCAAAUGCCAAAACCAGUUGUGAAUGGUACUUGGAAUAUAAAGACAAAUCAUACUGACCAAGGAUUAGAUGGUUCCGAAAAAGUACGAUUAUUAGGUGGAAAAAAUAUACAAAGACCACAAUUGAUGUUUAAGGAUAAAAUUGACAAUAGUCCAAAACCAUGGAUGCCUCGAAUCAAAGAGAAGCCAAAUUCCCUAAAACCAUUAGUUCUCUAUGUCGAAGAAGGAGAACAUGGCGAGGUUUUCAAUCAUCCUUAUGAAUUUGAAUUGGAUAAGUUUGAAACGCCCGAAUAUCAAUUGAAGAAGAGAGUACCUGUAAAAUAUAAAUCAUUAGACGAUACUAAAUUCACUUUCAUCGACAAGCCUUCCGAUAUCAAAAUUCUUUUAGAGGAUCUGAAAAAUCAUAAAGAAAUAGCUGUAGAUUUGGAGCAUCAUUCUUAUAGAACAUUUCAAGGCAUAACUUGUCUAAUGCAAAUAUCGACAGUUAACACUGAUUAUUUAAUCGAUACUUUGACUUUGCGAUCAGAAUUAUAUCAACUCAAUGAAAUUUUUACAAAACCUUCUAUCUUGAAGGUCUUUCACGGUGCCGACAUGGAUAUUCUGUGGCUUCAAAGAGACUUGUCGCUCUAUGUAGUUAAUAUGUUUGACACCCAUCAAGCUGCAAAGCAACUCAACCUGCCUUAUCUUAGUUUGGCUUAUUUAUUAAACAAAUAUUGCAAUAUAACAUCCAAUAAACAUUUUCAAUUGGCCGACUGGCGUAUAAGGCCUUUACCAUUAGAAUUGAUGAAAUAUGCAAGAGAAGACACGCACUAUUUACUUUACAUAAAGGAUGUGCUGAAAAAUGAAUUGAUCGAUGCAGCUAAUGGUAAGAGUAAUAUCUUAAAGGCUGUAUAUGAUCAAAGCACUGACAUUUGCAAACGCACAUAUGUGAAACCUAUUUGGACGGAAGAAAGUUGUAUGAAUGUGUACAGAAAGAGCCAAAAAUCAUUCAAUAAUAAACAAAUGUACGCACUCUUGGAAUUGCACAGAUGGCGCGAUCUUACCGCGAGAGAGGAAGACGAUAGUAUCGGCUACGUAUUACCAAAUCAUAUGUUGCUGAAUAUAGCCGAGACUUUGCCACGCGAAAUGCAAGGUAUUUUGGCGUGCUGUAAUCCAAUCCCACCGUUAGUGCGACAAAACUUGCUGAAAAUACAUAAGAUAGUGUUGAAGGCUAGAGAGCAACCGCUCGUAAAGUCUAUUCCAGAGCAGGAUAUUCGGCAAAGGCCGACUCAACAAAAUCAUGUAGUGGACACAGGGGCUUCUUUAUAUAUACCACAUGAUGUACCGAGCGGUACAGAAGCUAGAGCAGAUUUGCCAUGUCUUUUGAAUAAGAAUAUCACGUCUGAUUCAUUAGAGGCCAAGACAAUGAAGCAUACUGUAACGAUAUUUGACACACCAGUUAUAUCACAGGAUGAAGAGAUAAAAAGCAAUGAAGAAAAAGAUAAAAAAAAGGCCAUAUUUAUAAGCCCAUUUAUGAGAUAUAAGUGUGUAAUACCAAUGAUAGUAGAUCAAGAAGCAAGAGACCGAGAAAUACAGCAAAAGAAAGAGAAACAGGAAAAAGGAGAGGAGAGUUCAACUGUAAAAAUCGCAGACAGUUAUAUAAAUGAGGCUGAGAUUAACGAGAGUAAGAAUAGAGUUUAUCAACAUUUUAAACAAGUAUCUCAACUAAAAAAUACAGAAGAGGUGACGUCGUCCAAGAAAAAGAAGAAAAAAUCUAAGCAUCUAGUCUUAAAUCAAAUGCAUGAUAGAAAAAGAAAGAGAGAAUCCGAUAUUGGAAAUGAGUAUCGUGAAAAGAACGACGACAAUGACUUUUCUAUACCGACACCGUGUUUAGAUAAUGAAACUAUGCAUAUGUCCAAGAAAGCAAAACGAAGAGCAAAACAAGAAGCAAUUCAAAAACAAAAGAUGCAAGAAAACUUUGUAGGAAAAAUUCAGAGUGAUAACAAUUCUGAAACGGUUAAAACAAUGAGAGCUAGAAAGAGAGGCGACAAAAAAACAAAUGAGAAAUUACUCAAGGAACAGGGUAUGUUACCAUCCGAAAAAUUCGAUUAUAAAUCAAUAGAUUUUAGUAGCUUUCAAGGUGGCAGUACGCAAAGUAGCGCAAAUCAAACACAAUUUCAACAAUCUCAACAAAAGAAAAAGGAGAGGCAUCGGAAAUGGAAGAAGCAAAAGCUGAAUAUAUAAUUUUGACGCGAUUUUUUCUUUUAUUUUUCCAAGUUAUUUUCAGAGAAAAGAGAAAUCUUGACAAUAUCGUAGAAAUUAUAUACACGAGUGUCGCAUUACUUCUAUACAUUCAGGUUUCCAUAUAUUUACAAUAUAUCAAUUAUUAUGUUACUUUAA
Messenger RNA from Pogonomyrmex barbatus (red harvester ant), 2995 nucleotides. RefSeq names its product exosome component Rrp6 (gene Rrp6). Gene Ontology annotation, cellular component: nucleolus; nuclear exosome (RNase complex). The record is from RefSeq and is a predicted model, not a curated record. Gene Ontology annotation, molecular function: 3'-5'-RNA exonuclease activity; single-stranded RNA binding; nucleotide binding. Lineage: Eukaryota; Metazoa; Arthropoda; Insecta; Hymenoptera; Formicidae. Gene Ontology annotation, biological process: histone mRNA catabolic process; nuclear polyadenylation-dependent snoRNA catabolic process; nuclear polyadenylation-dependent antisense transcript catabolic process.